CUCGGACCGGUUUCCUGGGGUGGGGAGAUGAAGGAUGGGAGGGUGUAAGACAAUCUCACUUGCAAUACUUUUCUCUAUGUGUCCAUAUCACUCAGUCCAUCUCUGGAGCGUAAGGGGAAAAAACAGGGGGAGCCGACAGAGUCGCCCCACUUUCUGAGGUUUUCAUCAACAAUAGUGAGGCCUGAGCAGAAAAACACAUGACUCGAUAGACUGAGACUUGUAAUUUGAUGUGAGAACGAUGGAGAGCUUCAACGAGCUGCUUCUUAAACUCAGGGAGGUCCAUGAGCGAGAGCUUGAGGCUUGGCAGAUGAAAGUGCAAGAACUGUCCAACAAGAAGGGCUGUGAUACAAAGCGAAUGGAGGAGCUGUUCACCAAGAACCAGCAAAUGAAGGAGCACCAGCGAUUACUCACUGAAAACAUCAAGACACUUGAAAACAGGCUGAGGGCAGGCCUGUGUGACAGAUGUACCGUCACUCAAGAGGUGGCUAAAAGAAGACAGCGGGAGUAUGAAAUGUCUCAGAUGCAGACCAUCCAGCACAUCACACUGCUAGCCGGAGAGAACAAUAAUCUAAAAAGGGAAAACAGGAGACUACGAGACGAGAUUGAUCAUCUAAGAGAAGCAGUUAACCGCACACCUGUGGAGGUCAAACCUGACAUCUCUCCUGACCUUUCACCUUUAUCUGGACCUAUCUCCAUGGCAACUGGCAGGGCCACCUCCGACCAGCCAAUAGAUGGCAAUGUUGCAGUGAAAACAGACACAAACCAAAUGGCUGACGAACCUCGCGAAGAGCUCAGACAACUGCAAGGAAUAAGCAAGACCCACUAUGCUACUCCAAUUUACACCUCACCAUCCUGGAAUACAGAAAACAAUGUGUCACAUACUGAGAGGAGAUCUCUCAUUGUGGGAGCCCUGGAACAGCCACUCCCAGUCUCCUGUCAAGCUCUUCCUCUGAGGAUGUCCUCGUCCUCUCUCAAUGCUGAUGUGAAUCCAACCAGACAUACAAUCAAAGCCCCCGUCCCCUGUCGUCCUCAACCAAUCAAAAACAGCCCUGUUGCCUUCCCUUGGGCUCUACCGGAAUCUUCUGCUUGGGAUUCAAUGGCCGCUUCAGGCAUAAACCUGGUGAGGCACCCUUAUCCCAAAACAAAUCUUCCUCGGUUUCCAUGCUUGGUCCAAAGUAGCCAGCACAUCAGCGUUUCCAGCAAUCAAGAUCAUGUUUAUGGGUCUCAGUGGCACAAGCAUAGUGGCUUUCAAGGCCCCAUAAAUGAACCAACUGUGGUAUUUAGGUUGAAGAAUCAAUCCGAGCACACAGAGAUUUUGGGUAAGUCUCAGGAGAAGAAGGAUAUACAAACAUCCGGCACCAAAAGAGUUUUGGAAGACGGCUUCCAAGAUCUCUGCGAGGGUCCUCUAGAUCUGUCGGACAGAGGAAAGUCGAAACCCGGGCAAACAACGAAACAUGAACCGAUUUUGUCCCCACAAGAGGGUGAGGGUGUAAACAACAGAAUUGACAAGGAAUUGAUGCAGAGUAUUCAUGAUCAACCCGCACCACCUCCCACUUCUCAAUCUUUGCUGCCAUCCUUGCCCAUGGUCACACAUCAAGAAGAAGCUACGCGAAAAAAACACGAGCAGGUGGUAAAAGAAAAUGUGGAGCAGAAAAAAGAGGCCACUGGAAAGACAGAGCCAAACAAUGGAAAGAAGGUCCCUGCCCUCACAAUAUCAUUACGGCCAGUAGUGGUGCUGGAGAGUAUGAAUUCCACUCAAACACAAGACUCCCUAUCAAGAAAUGGCAAGUCACCACCACCAAAAGUCGAGCCAGGAGGCUCAGAGGAACAGGUGGAGGAGGAGGUGGAGGAAGAGGAGAAGCAAGAUGAAGAAGAGGCGGAGGAAGAGGAGGAGGAGGAAGAAGAGGACAACAUAUCAGAACAGGAGACCCACCAUAGCUACAAGAGGAAGAAAUUAUUUGCGGAUACAGAAAUGGACCAAGACUCAGGCACAGACUUCAUGGCCAAAGCAAAAAAGGUCAAGAUCACAGUGAGAGCUCCAGAGGCCUCCAGCUGACUGGAGUGGACAUGACCCAAGAUUUUACUCAGAAUUGGGCAUUCAAAAACUCAUAUAGUACCAUCUCUUAUGUCUUGAAAUUUAUUUUCAAAAUAAAAAACUUGAAAAAGUGGAAACUGUCCAACAUGUAAAUGCCGAGACGGACUCUUGGCCAGACAGAAUGUCCAGUAAAUAAAUAAAUAAAUAAAUAAAUAAAUAAAUAAAUAAAUAAAUAAAUAAAUAAAUAAAUAAAUAAAUAAAUAAAUAAAUAAACAUAAAGCUUCUUAAAAGCAUUCUCACAAGCCAUGCAAACCUUCCCCUAAUCACUAUGAGCAGUGCCGCUUAUGACAUCAGAGAAUGUCAAUCCCCAAGUGUCUCAAGCUGUCCGGAGAUGCUUACAAAUUCUUCCCAUGUGACUUACUGCGGGUUGUUUUCUCAAUGCCCGAAAACACGAAUGACACCAGCCAUGAAAUAUAUGCAAGACUAUACCGGCAAAGGAACUUUCAUUGUGACGCUUGCAAAGAGGCUGUAAGGAACACUCUUCACUUGUCAAUUCCACAAGUAGGUAUUAUAUUGAAUUCACACCAGUGCAGGAAGCACAUACAGUCUCCUAAUUCAUACAGUCUCCUAAUUCACCCGCAGAUGACUAUCUUGCUUUAGGUUUCCUUAGUAUUUAGUGUAUGUCAUACAGUAAUGAUAAAUAAUAAUUUUUUUCCACAUUUGGCUAAGUCGCAACUAACCUAGAGUUGUAGUAUGUAUCAGGUGCUUUCGGACUCGCUCACCAAGUCUCAGUACAUAGUGUCAUCUUGUUUAUGAAACAUGUUUGUAAUUAUUUCACUUUCCUGGCAGUGGUGUCACCGCUUGGAUAUUUUUACCAUAACGUCCCCCUCCUGCUGCCUUUAGAUACUUAAGUGGCUCAACAAAAGGGAAAAAAUGAGUAAAACAACUUCCUCUUCCUCUUUUUCAGUUUGAAAAUGCACAUAUUUUGCAACAACUAAGUUUCCACUUACAGCUGUGACAGCAUCUGUUCAUGCGGAAGGGUGCGUGUGAUAAAACUACAGUUACAAUGUUGGUUUAAUAAUAGACUGCUGCAAAGUCACUGUGGUGCUUGUCCAUCUCGCCAAUGCUCCGUUAAUACUCGCUGUGUCAUAGGUAAUUACAUAAAAGCAGUCAUUAGUUUUGUUCUCAAUAACAUUUGCACUUUUGGACUUUAUUUUUGUAUUUGUGUCCACUUCAUUGUAGCCUUUUUGUGAGCAACCAUGAUGCGAUCUGGUCAUCUUUCCAUUAUGUGGAUAAAUAGUCAAUAUUUUGCUAUUGUAUUUCAGAUCAUUAAAGAUAUUUUGUAAGCUUA
This is a messenger RNA of Syngnathus typhle (broad-nosed pipefish), 3386 nucleotides long. It is a transcript of the gene rbbp8nl, whose product is annotated as retinoblastoma binding protein 8-like. Gene Ontology annotation, biological process: DNA double-strand break processing involved in repair via single-strand annealing; double-strand break repair via homologous recombination. Lineage: Eukaryota; Metazoa; Chordata; Actinopteri; Syngnathiformes; Syngnathidae. Bases 239 to 2056 code for a protein of 605 amino acids. The transcript has 15 exons. Gene Ontology annotation, molecular function: flap-structured DNA binding; double-strand/single-strand DNA junction binding; double-stranded DNA binding. The record is from RefSeq and is a predicted model, not a curated record. Gene Ontology annotation, cellular component: site of double-strand break.